GUCAAGUUCAGAGGAGGGCUGUCAAUUGUACACUUUCAGCAACCGCACGCAGUAUCUGCUUUGCCAUACUUUCCGACAGGUGAUUACAGUGACCGGCACGAAAGUUUGCACAUCAGAAACCCAAAAUGGCCGCAUGGAGAGCAGCUGGUUUGAAUUACAUCAACUAUUCCAACAUCGCGGCGCGUUUACUCCGAAAAGCCCUUAAGCCCGACCUGAGAGCACAGGCUGCCCGCCGAGAUGAGUCGCACAUCAAAUUCACCAAGUGGCAGAACGGAAAGCCGGAGAAAGUUGUCAGCGAGGCCAAGUAAAUGACUGUUGAUCAUGAUUUCCUCAGCGACCCGGCAUACCAUCGCAAUCCGCUGUUAGUGAACGAAUUAAACCACAGUGUCACAAACGUGAACAUCAAAU
This is a messenger RNA of Anopheles coustani, 408 nucleotides long. RefSeq names its product protein stunted-like. Gene Ontology annotation, biological process: proton motive force-driven mitochondrial ATP synthesis. Lineage: Eukaryota; Metazoa; Arthropoda; Insecta; Diptera; Culicidae. The record is from RefSeq and is a predicted model, not a curated record. Gene Ontology annotation, cellular component: mitochondrial inner membrane. Gene Ontology annotation, molecular function: proton-transporting ATP synthase activity, rotational mechanism. Bases 126 to 308 code for a protein of 60 amino acids. The transcript has 4 exons.